This is a messenger RNA of Racocetra fulgida, 285 nucleotides long. The record is from the annotation of a GenBank genome assembly. NCBI's taxonomy places the organism in Eukaryota, Fungi, Glomeromycota, Glomeromycetes, Diversisporales, Gigasporaceae.
AAAAAAGAAGAUAUUGAUAAGAAUGAAAAUAAAGUAUCUAACAAAGAUAUGAAGCCUGAUACACCAAGUUGUGAGACAAGUUUAUUUAAAUGGUUCUGGAAUAAUAUGAGUUGUGAUGAUUCUGCAGAGAAAGAAGAAAUUGAAGUCAAAAAAAAUAAUAAUGGGGAUAAAGCUGCAGAUGGUAAAGCUAAAUUCAUUAGAAUUGAAAUAGAAAAUUUUGAAGAAAUACAUGAAGGCAUGAUAGGCAUAAGAAAUGCAGUAGAUAAGUUGGAUAUAACAGAGUGA